UCCAUCAUAGUGAGGAGCCUCCAUUGGCUUCCAUUCAUUUUUGUGACUCUACUAUGCCUAACCCAUACUCUAACCAUAACCAAUGCUGAUCUAUUUGUAACCCUAACCUUAACUAAAACUUAAUUCACAGUAAAUCUCUAACUGGCAUAGUAAGCUUCUAAAAUUAAAUAAAAAUAAUAAAAAGUGAGGACCAAAAAAAUCCUCACAUUGUAGGGAAAAUGGUCUAAUGGUCCUCAGUAUGUACAAGAACACACAUGCCCACCCCACUAACCCAACUUAAGGAGGGGUACUAUGUUUGGUUGUGAGUUGAGGUUUGAUUGUUCUCUAAUGAACUCUUGUCUGUUAUGCUGCUCAAAGGCGAUGUAUUCAGCAUCUUUUUCUACAGGAAGGCAGAUGUGUGUGGAGGAUUUCAUAAAGGGUGUACCUUUUUGUUCAGGCACCUGGAGUUUGGUGCUAGCCUCUCCAAACAAAACCUGGAUGAUGAGAAGAGGCCAUUUGGUCUGAAUUGUUUACAUACAUAAUAGGAAACUGGCUUCUCAAGCCAAAGUGGGCGAGUUUCUGUUAUCUGAUUUUGGACAUGCAAAGUUUUGACACGUUGUUUUGUAUUCAUGUCUUAAUCGUUGACAUAAAUAAAGAUUGAAGUGUUUCUACCUUGUUCUGUUGUUCAGGGAUGUGCCACUUGCUUCUACUCACCAUACCCACAGUCACAGUGUUUACUUUAAACAAGUAAUGACACAAAACUUAUAAGAAUAGUUAAUAUGACACACAGCAGCAUAACAAGAACUUCAGUUAACAAGGGACAGUGUCUUGGACAAAGUGAUUGAGGAAUUUUCUAGUUUUGAAAACGUCCCUUAAUUCAAAUGGAGGCAAAACUUCCACAGCAGGACUAUUAAAUUCCGGGCCUCGAGGACUGGUAUCAAACAUGAUUUAGUAGUUUCUCUGGUCCAACACACUAGAUUCAGUGGUUGAAUCACCUGUGCAGCAGCUCAUCAGGCUCUGCAGAAGCCGCUUAAUCACCUGCUGAUUGAAAUCAGGUGUGUUAAAGCAGGGUUAAAACCAAAACGUGCUGCAUACCGGCCCUCAAGGCCCGGAAUUGAACAACCCUGUUCUACAGAAACCAACUGCUUGGGGCUGCGUAUACAAGCUGACUCCAUAAGUUUAGAGGAAAAAUGUCAGUUUCUCAUCGUUGACCACCAGUUGUGGUAGAACAUGUUUAAUACAUGUUAGAGGAUGCUUUAUUACAUGUAAAAUACAACUGGUGCAUUGCACAGUUCAUGGAAAUGUGUCCAUUUUUUCUUUCAGGCUUUAACCUCAAGGGUCCGAUGGACCAGUGUGCUGAAGAAUCCAUCUUUAUUUAGUCUUGUUAUCUGAAGUGAAACUGAUAAUCCCACUGGUUGUGGGCUGAUUCCUGAUUCCUUAUCAGUCCAGACUUCUCCUAGCCCCAUUACCUAUCUGGUUUGACCUAGUUCACCUGUAGAAGGAUUGAUGAUGUUGUGGGAAGAACAUUUAAAGGGAGUUCAAAGGGUGAACAGAUCUCUAUGUAGGGCAGCUUUGUGGGAUGUUUUCCUCCAGAUGACCGGUGGAAAAUGUGCGUGGUAGUGAUCCAUGUCGCCUUCUUUCCAGCAUUUCUCCAGAAUGAAACAACUUUUUGUCUUCGUCUCUUGUUUGGCUUCAGUUCUGACCAUCCUCUGCUCUUGACAUUUGAGAGUGUGUGUUGUGUGUGUGGUCUCCGUAGGGAGUCGACUCCAGAUGCACACAACUGGAGUCCAGAGGCACAGAUUCUCCUUUUUGUCCCAUGUUGUUGAGUUUGACCCUUUCUGCACGCUGAAAGAAAGCGGGUUCUUUAUAGAAAAGGUCGUUCUUUCAUUGUUUAUGAUUAUUCCACUUUACAUUCAUUGACUGUUUUCCAAAAGGCUUCAGACAAAUCAUCUGGAGUCAAUUAUGUUUGUUGUAAGGACAUGCAGCAGUCGUUUUUUAAAACCGUUCAAGUUUUCCUAAGUCUUCACAAUAAUAUCUGCCUAAUAUGCUCCAAAAGAGCUUGUUUUAUUUUUUACAUAAGAGGCCUAGCAGAUACUUUGUUUGGGAAAUGAGACAUUUUGAAGUCUGACUUCAGAUGAUGGUGAACAUUUACGAGUUGGUACGUUUGGUCAGAAAUGGGACACUCUUGAGGUUGGGCACAGCUUCACCUGGAAUCAGAAAGUGUUGGAAUCUAGAUCUUAUAAAUAUUAAAUGACCUAUAAAACAAAAGUUCUAAUGCUGGCAACAUCUCAAGGUUGCAUUUUUUUACUUCUGAUAGCUGGCCAGAUUGUUGACCAGCUUGGAUCCCUGCUGGGGAGAGCAGACUGCAAACAUUUUAGUUUAAAACUCGAGCCAAAAGGAAGUGGACCUCAACACGCUCUGCAGAAUCCGGUCAGCUGUGAUCCUUGUGUGUCCGGCUGCCUCCAUCACGGGUUUAACUGACUGCGUUAAGUUCGGUUUCCUUCCUCAGUCAUUGCUCUAUUGGCUGUAAUAAAAGCUGACGGAGUUCAAUCAUUAAAGACACUCCAGCCAUUUUAUCAGGUGAUUUCUCAAACAGCAGUAGAAGAGCAGUUUACAGGAAGUACAUUCCUCACUCAAAUGUAGUUUCCUUUUUUCAGCUCAUGAUGGGGAUAACUCGCAGCAUAGGACAGUAGUUCAAGACCAAGUUCAACAAGAACCCCCCCUUUUUUUUUUUUACUUUGAAAUACAGUCGGUCACUCAGAGUUUCAAAUGAAGGCUGAACGUGAAAAUAGUUUAAAACCGGUUUCUCACAGUAGCUUCUGAUAAAAAAAAAUAGACAUACUUGGAUUAGAAAAGCCAUAAAGAUCUACAUAACACUGAAAAUUAGCAUUCAUGGACUCACCCAUCUUGACUCAAAAAAACAGGGAAGGCUGUUUUUAGCAUCCAGGAGAGGGCAGAGCAUGUCUCGGCUAGUAGAAGCUAACCGUUCGCAUUGGCGACACCACAUCGCAGCAGAACUCCUUCAGGCUUCUGUGUUUUUGUGGAGAUAAAACAUUAAUGUUUAUGAGCAGUGAGCGGUAGUCAUGUUGCCGUUAGCCAAUCAGAGGAGAGGUGUCUGAAUAAGCCCAUUUUAUGCUCACCUCUACCCUAGCUCACUUCUGGUUCCUGAAACAGAUGCGCCAGCUCUUUAUCACCUCACUUUUUGACGGACAAGGAUAUAAUUUAUCCUAGGGCCCACUGAGGACAUAUUUUUAAAGAGUGAACUUGGUCUUUAAAUUUCGAUUUAUUGUAUUAUCACUUUAAUAACAAAGUCCCAUAGGUGUCUGUUCACCCUCCUUCCUUCAGGCAGUAGGCUGAGCAACAGCAUUUUCCCUGAGGUUAUUUGCUAUAGUCUUAUUUUUAGCUGCUGUUGUCUUUAAUCUGUAAAAUAAAGGACUCUGAACUGAGAGAAAGUCCAUGGAUGUUGGAAGCCAAUUUGCCUUGUUUGUGUUAAACAGAGCAAAGCUGGUUUAAACAGCUGUGACAACACCUGAGUCAUGUCACGUUUACCUCCCUCUGUCCUCAAAUUUACUCUUUCUGGAACAAGUGUGUGAGUGUUGUUAGUGGAGUUUGGUUUCACACCUCCAGCAGAGCAUGUGGAGGUGCAGCCCUGCAGACAGGACUGAGUUCUGGUUUGGGGCUGUGCUUCGGACUGUUGAUGGUAAAUCACUUCGCGUGUGUGUGUGUGUGUGUUUUAAGAAAACAAUAGCUGCUUUGUGGAAGGGUCCCACUGAUGGGAUUGUUGGGGGGCUGAGGGACGGUCAGAGCCUAGUGAAGCGUAGCCACUUCAUUAGUCAGUUCUCCUUUUGUACCUCCUCCUCUCAUACGUCCUCCCUCCUCCAUCAGUCUUGCUCUACUCUUUCCUCUUCGCUCACUCGUGGAGCCACACAAGCAGGAGUCAGUCUGCCUGGUUGUUUCCGAACUCUGCUCAGUGUUUUUAGCUUCGUGAGGAUGGACUUUAGGGGCUGACCUGAUCGUUGGUUAGUUCUGUCCUGAGAAUGAAGAAGUGAGUCUCCAGAGAACAGGGUCAUGGCUGUUCAGGCUGGCAUCCAGGUUUGGUUCGGUGAGAAGUUCGACGUCCCCCUGCCGAGCCCCCAGAGCCCCCGCAGCCCGCUAGCUCAGCGACACGGCCCUGGCCUCACCAACGUCUUUGAGUACGACCAGUGGCUCGCGGUGCGCCACGAGGCCACGCUGGUGCCCAUGCAGGAGGACCUGGCCAUCUGGCUCAGCACCAUGCUGGGAGUGGAAGUGAAAGCUGAGUUUUUUAUGGAGGAGCUGAACAACGGCGUGAAGCUGUGCCAGCUUAUCGGCGCUCUGCAGACCAGGAUCGCCCAGAGCUGCCCCUCAGCACUCGGCAAGCUUUUUCCCAACAGAAGGAUUGCCUGCAAGCGGGACGCCUCUCCUGGUUCCUUCUUUGCUCGUGACAACACCGCCAACUUCUUGUCUUGGUGUCGGCACAUCGGGGUGGAGGAGACCUACCUGUUUGAGUCGGAGGGCCUUGUGCUGCACAAGGAGCCCCGACAGGUCUGCCUCUGUCUGCUGGAGAUCGGCCGCAUCGUCUCCAAGUACGAUGUGGAGCCUCCCGUCUUGGUGAAGCUGGAGAAGGAGAUCGAGCUGGAGGAGACGCUGUUGAUGACAGAGGAGCCGCCUCCAGCUGUGAAGACCUUCAGCGUGUGCUGCCAGCACGGCGCCCUCUACCAGCCCGAGGAACACAACCUAGACGAUCCACCUUGCAGCUGCUCCAACAGAGUCUCCAUAGAGUAUCUGUCUGAGGGACGCUACAGACUCGGAGACAAAACCAUCUUCAUCCGUAUGCUUCAUGGUAAACACGUGAUGGUUCGGGUCGGCGGCGGCUGGGACACGCUGCGUGGCUUCCUCACCAAGUACGACCCGCUCCGGGUGCUGCAGUUCACUACUCUAGAGCAGAAGAUCCUGGCCUUCCAGAAGGGUCCGCCGGGCCUGGGUGGUCACCAUGGCAACACUGCACAACCUGCUCCCCCUGACAUGGACCCCCUUGCCGCUGUAGACGACCUCGUCUCUUCCGCUUCCUCCUCCAGCUCCACUUCCUCCUGCUCUUCAGUCUGUAAGCAGACAUCUUGUCGCUCCUACACCCCCUCCCCUGCCUGUACGCCAACCCUUCAGAGGAAAGGUUUGGCUUCAGCACCUAAGAAGAACCUCCAGAUGACCCCAUCCUACCCCAAGAAGCCCACCCAGCUCCCCCUGCCCAUUGGAGGCAAAGGCUCCUCCUCUCUUCCCACCACACCUGUAGGGAGCCCCAGCAGACUGCCCCCCAGCAGAUUUCUGACUCCAUCCACAGCAUCUCCAGUGGAUACAAGCUCCUCUUCCAAACUGAAGCUCCGCCCACGCGCUGCUGUUUCCCAGCCCAGAAGCCCCGUCUGUCCUGAACCAUCCUCCAAAUGCCCCAAGCCCUCCAACCCUAACACCUCCCCCAACGGUGCCUCUGUCCCAUCCCUACCACCCUCUAAAGAUGCCCGACCUCCAUCGGGCGCCACUCAGCGCUCUCGCCUUGCUCAGCGUCGCCCCGGCUCUCCAGCCUCGCGCCUCCGCCUAGAGACAGCCCGGCGGGCAAGAACUGCCACCAGGGCAGCAGGGACGGCCUCAAAGUCCCGGACCCCCACCCCCAACCCCAGCUUACAGACACCCCCGCCAGCCCAAACCAAGUCCCCCUGCUCUACCUCAAAGACUAAAGACUUAACAGUCAAAAGCAAGGUACCGGUACCAAACAGGGCUGCUGUUGCCGUCAGGCUGGCCCCCAAGGGCAACACUGACCUCCCCACCCAGACCAGCACCACCUCCUCUAGCAAAACCAAUAAGACAGCAGCAGCUGCAGCACAGAGGGUGGGGCCAAAGCAAGCCACCACAGUUCUUCACAAAACCACCAAGUCAGCAUCACAAUCUGAGAGGACUCUGAGUCGAGCUGUGGCCCCGCCGAGUAAACCCACCGAGACCAGAACCACGAGGGUCCCACAGAGCAGAAACAGAACCGAGGACCCUUAUUUUGAAAUGAACAGCAGGAGGAAGCAGAAGACGUAACGAGACUGUUUCCGACAAAAUCAGGAACUCUUUAAAUCUCACUAAUCUUCAUCACUCGUCUGUAACUUUGGCGGUUUUUUAUUUAAUUCUUAAUUUUUUUUGUUUUUUUAUGAAAAUAUUUUUGUGGUGAUUCUGUGACCUCUGCAGAGGUCAUCUUGAUAAACAACACUAACUUUGCACAAUGUUAAUGAUUUCAGACGCGUCUUUUAGAAACAUCAUGUUCAGAACUAACCUCCGCCUUUAAAGCUCUGGACAUUAACAGAUUUUAUUACACAAGUAGCAGCUUCUGCUUCGUUUUCUCAAACACGGUACCAAAGAUUCAAACGGAAACAUGAAUCAUGUUUGUGUUUGGAUUUGCAGUGAGUGAUGAUCAAGAAAAGAUAAAACAUAAAAUUAUGAUUUUUUUUUAACAUAAAACGGUUACAAAUCUCUUUGUGGGAGGUGAGGCGUCCUCCCAGUCACGUGCCUUCAGCGCUUCUAGAAUGUCUUCAUCCACCCAGGGUUCAGCUGAGUGAAGAAGCUCUGUGGAAACUACUGAUCACACACCACUUUUAACGGAUAAAACACAUUUUAGAGCAGAAUCUCAGCUUGUUGUAUUUCUAACUUGUGUCUGGAAACUAGUUUUUCUACGUGUUUUAUGUGUGUUCAUAUAAAGAUGUUUGCUUUCUUUGCACUUUACAGAAUUUUAAUUUGAAUGUUUUUGUCAUUCUGAUCAAUAAAUGGACAAAUGAUUUUAAA
Molecule: messenger RNA, 6810 nt
Organism: Nothobranchius furzeri (turquoise killifish)
Lineage: Eukaryota; Metazoa; Chordata; Actinopteri; Cyprinodontiformes; Nothobranchiidae
Gene: gas2l3
Product: growth arrest-specific 2 like 3
Biological process (GO): actin crosslink formation
Cellular component (GO): actin filament
Molecular function (GO): cytoskeletal adaptor activity; actin filament binding; microtubule binding
Source: RefSeq, a predicted model, not a curated record